UGAGUGGCCCCGCCUCCUGUCCUGUGUGAGCGGCGCGCUGUGCAGUCACCCUAGUAGUAGUGAUACAGGAAGAGAGAGGAGCCAGUCAGCAGCCGGUCACCCUGCCUGUGGGGUUAUUAUAGCAGUGACAUGAGCAGAGCAGGUAUGCGCCGUCCUCCAGAGCAGCAGGGAGGCGAGAGCACAGCACGCAGCACCUGUCUGCCAGUGUACUAGGCGCCGUGCUCCCCUGUUUAAGUUCCCGUGUCAGGGUGGGAAGGAAGCGUCCUCUGUGUGUAUAUGAGAGAAGAACACUCCAAUGUUGAUUUUUUGUUUGGAAAAGUGUGUGGACUCUGCCUGGGUUGCCACACCACAAAGUGCAAUUGCAAAUUUUGAAUCUCCCCAUCCAGAGGGGACAUAACAGACCAUGAAAAUGGACAUGGAAGGAGUUGAUAUGACGCUGUGGCCAGAGGCUGAGUUUGAGGCGAAGUGUACAUACAUAGUGAAGGAUCAUCCAUGGGACAGCAGCUCAGAUGGAAGUAAUGUUGUACAAGCUCAAGCGUCAUUGCCUAGGAACUUGCUCUUUAAAUAUGCGUCAAGCUCCAAAGAGGUGAUCGGUGUCGUAAGCAAAGAGUAUAUCCCAAAAGGAACUCGCUUUGGACCAUUUGUUGGGGAGAUAUAUACAAAUGACACUGUUCCCAAAAAUGCCAAUAGGAAAUACUUUUGGCGGAUAUAUUCAAAUGGAGAAUUUAACCACUUUAUUGAUGGUUUUAAUGAAGAAAAGAGUAACUGGAUGCGUUUUGUGAAUCCUGCACAUUCCAUUCAAGAACAGAAUCUGGCAGCCUGCCAGAAUGGCUUGAAUAUCUAUUUCUACACCAUCAAACCUAUCCCAGCCAGUCAGGAGCUGCUUGUGUGGUACUGCCGGGACUUUGCGGACAGACUUGACUAUCCUUCCUCAGAGGAGCUGGUGAUGAAUCUUAAGCAAAGUCUGAUCAUUACCGAGGAGCAGAUUUCACGGAAAGAGAUGACCUAUCAAAAAAUGACACCCAAAAAAGAGCACAGUGUGAAAGAGAUCCUCAAAAACACAAAUCAUUCAAAGUCCAAAGAGGUACUAUUGAACAAUAUUGAUGUUGUCCCCACUGAAAAAGAAACCACAGACCUGCUUAAAAACUGUAGCCCUGAAAGGCCUUUCUUCCCAAGGGUUGUGUAUCCUUUCCGUUCCCACAUUCAUGAAGACUACUUAAAGGCCUCUGUGGGGUACGGCAUGGAGAGACCAAAUUAUAUGAUGCAUUCACCAAUACAGCCAUCUACACCACCAAGUCCUUCAGCAAGAAGUAGCCCAGACCAAAGUUUUAAAAGCUCAAGUCCCCACAGUAGUCCGGGAUCUGCAGUUUCACCGCACCAUUCAUCUCAGGACAACAGAGAAAUGUAUCCCUUUCUAAACAGACCAUACAGCACUGAAGGACUGGCAUCCUUCCCCAGUUAUGCACCCCCAGCCAGUCAUCUACCACCAACAUUUUUAUCUUCCUAUCACUCUUCCUAUCCAAAGUUCCUGUUACCACCAUAUGGUAUUGGCUGCAAUGGCCUUAAUACACUGAACAAUAUAAACGCCAUGAAUAAUUUCAGUAUUUUCCCAAGAGUUUAUCCAUUUUACAGCAGUAUGCUUGGAGGUGGUAGCCUCUCACAUCACAUGCUCAAUCCUGCAGCCCUUCCAGGUUCCCUCCCUCAUGAAGGAGGACGCAGGUUGAUGCAACCUGACCAACCUCGAGACUUUCUCAUUCCUGCACCCAAUAGUGCCUUCUCCAUCACAGGCGCUGCUGCUAGUAUGAAAGACAAGCAAAUCAGUCCAACAAGCGGAUCACCUACUGCUGGCACAGCAGCAAGCUCCGAGCAUGUAAUGCAACCUAAACCUACCUCAGCAGUGAUGACCACAAACCGGGAAGAAGCCAUCAAUUUGAUCAAAAGCAAAAGGAACAUGACUGGCUAUAAGACUCUUCCAUACCCACUUAAAAAACAGAAUGGGAAAAUCAAGUAUGAGUGUAACAUUUGCUCAAAGACAUUUGGACAGCUCUCAAAUCUUAAGGUGCAUCUCCGGGUACACAGUGGUGAGCGACCAUUUAAAUGUCAGACAUGCAAUAAGGGAUUCACGCAGCUGGCACAUCUACAGAAGCACUUUUUGGUACACACAGGGGAAAAGCCUCAUGAAUGUCAGGUAUGUCAUAAACGGUUCAGCAGCACAAGCAAUCUAAAGACUCACCUACGGCUACAUUCUGGAGAGAAACCCUACCAGUGCAAGCUGUGCCCAGCAAAGUUCACCCAGUUUGUUCAUCUCAAACUUCACAAACGUCUUCACACAAGGGAGCAUCCACACAAAUGUGUUCACUGCCACAAGAGCUACAUCCACUUGUGCAGUCUCCACGUCCACAUGAAGGGAAACUGUCCUGUGUCCCCAAGACCUGGUCUCACUAAGGAGGACCUAAGUGUGAUCAAUGAGGAGAUUGAGAAGUUUGACAUCAGUGACAGUGCAGACAGAUUAGAGGACAGUGACAUGUCACCAGCAGUGGAGAAAGAAAUAAUGACUCUCCUGAGAAGAGAAAUAGAAGGUGCCAGUAUGAAAGUCUCUGUAUCAAGGAGCAUGGGAACUGGAAUAAUUACAUCUGGGUGCAACUUUUAUGAACAAUCUGACUCUGUCAUAAAGUUGCCUCAUGGCACCCCCCUACCUCUGUUACCUGUAAAGGUCAAGCAAGAAUCCAUUGACCAAAUGGACUCUUAAGACUAAAGGAAAAAGUGUUAUUUAUGGAAAGUUGGGGUGCCUGCAGCAGGUCUUUGUACAAAUGAAACUGCUGCAACGUAGUCUUGGCUUGUGAAUGGUAGAAGUCUCCCAGAAGACCAACUCCUAAUUCCAAGAAGGAACUCCGAGAUAAAUGUAUUCUCAGGGCAUGGAAAGAGGCAGGGAUAUGGGUAUUGCCUACUCACUUAAUAUUAUUAUAAUUAUUAUUAUUAUUAUUAUUAUUGAAAGACAAUCAUUUUAUCUAAUUAUUUGUCAUUGAAAAGUACUUCAUAAUUUAUUAUGCAAUUUAUCAUUACAAAAGCAAUAAUUUGAAAAUGUUUACAAUGAUGAAAGAAAUCAUUGUAAUCCAAAAUAUAUUAAAGAAAAAAGGUGUUUUUUUUUUUUUUUUGUGGCAAUUGAUGUAGAUACUUUCUACAGAUUUUGUUAUUACUUUAAACUAAAGCAAAUCUUCACAUUGUUGCAAGUCCAGAAUCUCCAGACCAAUGAACAAGAUUUUGUUACCAAAGCUGGACAUUAGAUUUGUAAUUAUUUGUUGUUUUUUUAAUUAUUUAAUUUUUUGUCUUUUUCCUUACAUGUUCAUUUAUUUUUUUUGUUUGUUCCUCUUCAUUAUUGCCCUGUCUCCCAUGGGGCUUUGCCGAACAGAAUUACUCACAGCUAAUGAGAGUAUCAAAGAAAGUGCACAUGAGAUGUUGUGGUGAACAUUUCUUGCUACUUCUAUAUCUGUAUUUCUUACCAGUCAUACAGAAAAUCCCCCCUCCCAGAUAUUUAAACUCCAAAAAAUAAUUUAAACUGUGUAUGUAUGAAGUUCAACACAGUUUCACACGUCCUAAAAAUGGUCUUUUUAAUAUUUAAAUGCAAAUAUUUAAUAAAAAGUAAGGAAAUAUGUCUAUGUUUUUAUACAGCUCCUCUCCAGAAAAAAAAACUAAAAGCAAAGUUUUUGUUGAGGAUUGAUUAUAUCUCUCGGUCCAGUAGUAGACACGGGUAAUAAGUUGUUGUUUUUUUAUUGUUACUGGCGCCCAUCUCAUUUAUUUUUCUGUGAGUCAUUUCCUUCAGUAUUUUGUGUCUUGUACAUUUAUUUGUUGUGGUUAAUUUAAAUGAAAAGGGCAUUGCAAAGUUGUUCAACAAUUUUUUACCUCAUUGCUUGUGUCCAGUGGUGCAGAAAAAUAGCUGGUUCAACCAAAAGCUUUGUGACUUCAAAGGAGAAACCAAAUAUAAGCAGUUAUAUAAGACUGCACUUACUCUUCUACUGUUGCUUUGCUCUCUAACUCCAAAGAUAUUCCAUUGGCAGCCUUGAAUAUUGGGAUAUGCCCCCCUGGACCUUCAGGAAGCGAACUAGCAAUAGUCCUUUUUCUGAACCAUGUAGGCAUUUCAGCUAAACAACUACCCCACACAAUAAAGGGGUUUAUAGCAAAACUAUUUGACCAUUGCUGCUGGAGCCCCCUCUGCUGGUGAUGUUGUGUUGUGUCACAAGGCCGAUUGCUAGGAAUAUUCAGCCUUGUAUGUUCGCUUCCAUAUAUAGCAUAGCACACUUUUGAAAUGCAUAAACCUAAGAUGUACACAAACCAGUAGCACUGAUCAUUUCUGGCAUUGUAAUGUUUCCAAAAAAGCCAUCCGCUAAAGCAAUGUCACAAUAUCUAGGAAAGGUACCAAAAAGACAGCUUUAGAAGAUCAUUACUUGAUACGCUGUGUAGAAGCAGUGAUCUGAACUAAUGUAGCAACAAUUAAAGUAUUAAUGUAAUAUAUACCAAAGUAUCACUACUGUCUGUGGGCAUACACUUUCCUUACUUGUUGCCAGUAGUGCUUUUUUGUAUUCACUUCAAAGACUUAUUGUAUGACUUUUUUUUUUUUUUCAAAAUGCGUUACUUGGUUUCUUAGUUUCUUUAAUACAAGUGAAUGUAGCAAACAGUGGUUUCUAAAGUGUUUUUUUUUUUUAAUAAGAAUAAAAUCUGACCAAAGUUUAACAGGCUUUUUACUUUGAUAGAACAACGAAUUUCUUAUGUUUACA
This is a messenger RNA of Pseudophryne corroboree (corroboree frog), 4772 nucleotides long. RefSeq names its product PR/SET domain 1 (gene PRDM1). Gene Ontology annotation, cellular component: cytoplasm; nucleus. The record is from RefSeq and is a predicted model, not a curated record. Lineage: Eukaryota; Metazoa; Chordata; Amphibia; Anura; Myobatrachidae. Gene Ontology annotation, molecular function: RNA polymerase II cis-regulatory region sequence-specific DNA binding; DNA-binding transcription repressor activity, RNA polymerase II-specific; protein binding. Bases 404 to 2749 code for a protein of 781 amino acids. Gene Ontology annotation, biological process: cell fate commitment; regulation of transcription by RNA polymerase II. The transcript is spliced from 7 exons.